Messenger RNA from Drepanopeziza brunnea f. sp. 'multigermtubi' MB_m1, 2106 nucleotides. RefSeq lists its product as uncharacterized. The record is from RefSeq and is a predicted model, not a curated record. Gene Ontology annotation, molecular function: ATP-dependent protein folding chaperone; ATP binding; ATP hydrolysis activity. NCBI's taxonomy places the organism in Eukaryota, Fungi, Ascomycota, Leotiomycetes, Helotiales, Drepanopezizaceae. Gene Ontology annotation, cellular component: plasma membrane; perinuclear region of cytoplasm; cytosol. Gene Ontology annotation, biological process: protein folding; protein stabilization; cellular response to heat.
AUGGCCGGCGAAACUUUUGAGUUCCAGGCUGAGAUCUCCCAGCUCCUCUCCCUGAUCAUCAACACAGUCUACUCGAACAAGGAGAUCUUCCUGAGAGAAUUGGUCUCCAACUGUUCCGAUGCCCUCGACAAGAUCAGAUAUGAGGCCCUCUCUGACUCGAGUAAGCUCGAGACCGGCAAGGACCUGCGCAUCGAUAUCAUCCCCGACAAGGAGAACAAGACCCUCACCAUCCGCGAUACGGGUAUUGGUAUGACCAAGGCCGACCUUGUCAACAAUCUCGGUACGAUUGCCCGAUCUGGCACCAAGCAGUUUAUGGAGGCUCUCACCGCCGGUGCCGACAUCUCUAUGAUUGGUCAAUUCGGUGUUGGUUUCUACUCCGCAUACCUCGUCGCAGAUCGUGUCACUGUCGUUUCCAAGAACAACGAUGACGAGCAAUACAUCUGGGAGUCGUCGGCCGGUGGAACCUUCACCCUCACCCCCGACACUGAAGGCGAGGACAUCGGUCGUGGGACCAAGAUCAUCCUUCACCUGAAGGAGGAGCAGACCGACUACCUGAACGAGUCCAAGAUCAAGGAGGUGAUCAAGAAGCACUCGGAGUUCAUCUCCUACCCCAUCUACCUCCACGUCACCAAGGAGACCGAGACCGAGGUUCCUGAUGAGGAGGAGGAGACCAAGGAGGAGGAGUCCGAUGAGAAGAAGGCCAAGAUUGAGGAGGUCGACGAUGACGAGGAAGAGAAGAAGGAGAAGAAGACCAAGAAGGUCAAGGAGACCAAGGUCGAAGAGGAGGAGCUGAACAAGCAGAAGCCUAUCUGGACCCGCAAUCCCUCCGACAUCACCGCUGAGGAGUAUGGUUCCUUCUACAAGUCCCUCUCCAACGACUGGGAGGACCAUCUUGCUGUCAAGCAUUUCUCCGUUGAGGGUCAACUCGAGUUCCGCGCCAUCCUCUUCGUACCCAAGCGUGCUCCUUUCGAUCUCUUUGAGACCAAGAAGACCAAGAACAACAUCAAGUUGUACGUCCGCCGUGUCUUCAUCACUGAUGAUGCUACCGAUCUCAUUCCCGAGUGGUUGAGCUUUGUCAAGGGUGUAGUCGACUCUGAGGAUCUUCCUCUCAACCUGUCCCGUGAGACCCUCCAGCAAAACAAGAUCAUGAAGGUCAUCAAGAAGAACAUUGUCAAGAAGGUUCUCGAGCUGUUCCAGGAGAUUUCCGAGGACAAGGAGCAAUUCGAUAAGUUCUACACUGCCUUCAGCAAGAACAUCAAGCUCGGUAUCCACGAGGAUGCCCAGAACCGUCCCCAACUUGCCAAGCUCCUCCGAUUCAGCUCCACCACCUCUGGUGACGACCAGACCUCCCUCACCGACUACAUCACUCGCAUGCCCGAGCACCAGAAGAACAUGUACUACAUCACCGGCGAGUCGCUCAAGGCUGUUCAAAAGUCCCCCUUCCUCGACACCCUCAAGGAUAAGAAGUUCGAGGUUCUCUUCUUGGUUGACCCCAUUGACGAGUACGCCAUGACCCAGCUCAAGGAGUUUGAUGGUAAGAAGCUCGUCGAUAUCACCAAGGACUUCGAGCUCGAGGAGACCGAGGAUGAGAAGAAGGUUCGCGAGGCGGAGGAGAAGGAAUUCGAGGGUCUUGCCAAAGCUCUCAAGAACGUCCUCGGUGACAAGGUUGAGAAGGUCGUCGUCUCCCACAAGCUGGUCGGUGCGCCAUGUGCCAUCCGUACCGGCCAAUUCGGUUGGUCCGCCAACAUGGAGCGUAUCAUGAAGGCCCAGGCCCUCCGCGAUACAUCUAUGUCCUCUUACAUGUCGUCUAAGAAGACCUUUGAGAUCUCUCCUCGGUCACCCAUCAUCAAGGAGCUCAAGAAGAAGGUUGAAGCUGACGGCGAGAACGACCGCACUGUCAAGUCGAUCACACAACUCCUCUUCGAAACAUCUCUUCUUGUUUCUGGUUUCACUAUCGAGGAGCCCGCCGGAUUUGCCGAGCGCAUCCACAAGCUUGUCUCUCUCGGCCUGAACGUUGAUGAGGAGCUAGAGGCUGCGGAUGAGGCUGCUAGUGAGGAGGUGUCUACCGAUGCGCCGGCUGAGAGUGCGAUGGAGGAGGUCGACUAA